UGACAUGUGAUGUGAGAUGUCCAGUCAACUGUCAAGAUGGAAAUUGGAUAGGUAACCUAAAAAUAUUUUUGGAUCAACUGGUUUUCAAUAAAAAAGUGGAAACCCACACGGUUUCUUAGAUUUUUUAGUAACAUAAACUGUUUAAGGAAUAUAUAGUGUAAUCUUUAUUGUUGAAUAAAAUGUCCGAAUUAAAUCCUGAAGUACUCGAAGAAAGGACUAACAGUGCCGAAAAACAGGUGAAGGAAAUAGAAGAUGAAUUGGAAAAGCUGACAGAAGGAGACCUCAGUUACAUAGGCGAUCCACGACUCGAUAAACUGCUCUCUGACAACGAGAAAUUAAAACAUCGUCUUGCGAUACUCGAAAAUGCAAUCAAAAAGGAACAAGCCGGAGGCAGCUCAGUAGGGGUAAAGAAAGCGCCCCAAAAGCGACCUACGUUAAUUACUGACAUAAAUUCCGUGGAUGGAACAUUGUGCUUACUAGAUGAACUCAAAAACAUCUUCACUGUCGCCAUAACAUCAGCUUACCCGGACUUAGAAGAUCCACCGAUUCAAAUCAGUCUGUCUGGGAACAAUCCUAAAUUCGGAGACUACCAGUGCAACUCUGCCAUGCAGAUUUCGCAGCUACUUAAAGCUAAGAAUGUUAAAACGAAUCCUAGAGAAGUAGCUAACAAUAUUCUAAACAAAACACCUUCAUCACCACUUGUUACUAAAAUUGAAGUUGCCGGAGCUGGUUUUCUAAACAUUUACUUAAAUAAGGAAUUUGCUGAACAUGUUCUUAAUUGUAUUCUCAGAUUUGGUGUAAAACCUCCGCCUGUGAAAAGGGAACGAAUCAUAGUUGACUUUUCAUCUCCAAAUAUUGCUAAAGAAAUGCAUGUAGGUCACUUAAGGUCCACUAUAAUAGGUGAUAGUAUUUGUAGGCUUUUGGAGUUUUUGAAUCAUGAUGUACUCCGAAUAAAUCAUCUCGGAGACUGGGGCACACAGUUUGGUAUGUUAAUUGCUCAUUUGCAAGACAUGUACCCAGAUUUUAAAACCCAUUCUCCACCUAUAGCAGACUUGCAAGCAUUUUACAAGGAGUCUAAGAAAAGAUUUGAUGAAGAUGAGGAGUUCAAAAAGAGGGCUUACGCCUGCGUGGUUCAGCUGCAAUCAGGACAACCUGACUAUAUUGCUGCUUGGAAGUUAAUUUGUAAUGUAUCACUCCAGGACUUUCAAAAGAUUUAUGAUCGCUUAAACAUCAAAAUCACCCCUAGAGGAGAGUCUUUCUAUCACAGCCGGAUGAAUACAGAUGUUAAAGAAUUGAAAGAAAAAGGAUAUUUGGAAGAAGACGAAGGAAGGUUAAUCAUGUGGCCGAAUCCUGAUAAUCAUGAUGGUAUUCCGUUAACAAUAGUUAAAUCUGAUGGUGGUUAUACUUAUGACACCUCAGACAUGUCAGCGAUAAAACAGAGGGUACAAGAAGAAAAAGCUGAUAGGUUUAUUUAUGUAACAGAUGUUGGUCAAUAUACCCAUUUCAUGCUUAUAGAUGGCUGUGCUCGGAGGGCUGGGAUCUUGACUAAUGAUAAAAAAUUAGAACAUGUAGGUUUUGGAGUGGUACUUGGUGAAGAUAAAAAGAAAUUUAAGACAAGGUCUGGUGAUACAGUCAAGUUGCGGGAUUUGCUUGAUGAAGGAUUAAAGAGGGCACUAGACAAGUUAAUAGAAAAAGGUAGGGAUAAGGUCUUAAGUCCUGAGGAAUUGAAGCAGGCGCAAGAGGCGGUUGCUUAUGGUUGCAUCAAGUAUGCAGAUCUCUCUCACAAUAGAAUUAAUGAUUACGUCUUCUCCUUUGAUAAAAUGUUAGAUGAUAAGGGUAAUACAGCAGUUUAUUUACUGUAUUCUUUGACUCGAAUUAGGUCUAUUGCCCGAACUGCUCAAAUAUCGAUUGAACAACUAAUGGAGGAAGCUCAGAAAUCUGGUAUUAAGCUGACUGAUGAAACUGAAUGGAAACUUGGCAAAGUUCUUCUUAGGUUCCCAGAAGUUAUUCUCAAAGUUUCGAAAGACCUUUACAUUCACAGUUUAUGUGAGUAUUUGUAUGAAAUAUGCUCUGCAUUUACAGAUUUUUAUGACAAAUGCUACUGUGUCGAAAAAGAUAAAAGCGGCAAAAUUGUGAAGGUAUUUUACGAAAGGCUGAUGCUGUGUGAAGUUACCGCAAAAGUUAUGCAGAAAUGUCUUGACAUUUUAGGCCUUACUACAGUAUCUAAGAUGUAAUAUAUGCAUAUGCAUCACAGUAAAUAAUUUACUUUUUAUAUAAUAUUUAUUGUUAUAAGAAAACAUUUUCUUAAAUAAAACAGUUUGGAUGUAGUAAAAUGUUUAUUUAUCCCCAAAAACCUCUACAAAACUAUACCAGGGUCAAUCAUUAUUUUUAUCAAAGUUAACAUUUUACGAAAUAACUUUUAAAAUUACAAUGAAAUUAUUAUUAUUAACAAUCACUGGGCUAUGUAUUACAAUGACUUAAAGUUAAUUUCUGAAUACAGAUAGUAAAUUGAUUUCUAGAGCAACUAAACAAGUUUAUGGAAUAAUUUACUUUGGACAUUUAAGUUAAUAGUAGAAAAUGCUGUUUAUAUAUUUUUGUAAUUCUGGAAUGAAUAGAGCAACACUGAAACUCUAAAAUUGAAAAGCACCACAAGUAUUGAGUAAUAAGUUUUUUAAAGUUAUCUUAAUGGUGCCUUCAAAGUUUAAGAAGCAUUUCAGAGAUUGGGCCACUGAAAUGGACUUAUACAAGAACACUGGAAGAGGUGUGCUAUCAGCGCCAAAAUGCCGAAAAUAAAGUUGCUUCAAAAACAGAUCGGCAAUUGCAGGUCCAGCGUACUUGUAUUAGUAGAAGUCAGUGGAUUACAUUUUAAACAGCAAAUCCUCGAUGUAUAUAGACUUGAAUUACAAAGUCAUUAAGAUCUAAAUAUAAAA
Maniola jurtina (meadow brown) is the source of this 2930-nucleotide messenger RNA. RefSeq names its product arginine--tRNA ligase, cytoplasmic (gene ArgRS). The coding region runs from base 180 to 2234 and encodes 684 amino acids. The transcript has a single exon. The record is from RefSeq and is a predicted model, not a curated record. NCBI's taxonomy places the organism in Eukaryota, Metazoa, Arthropoda, Insecta, Lepidoptera, Nymphalidae. Gene Ontology annotation, molecular function: ATP binding; arginine-tRNA ligase activity. Gene Ontology annotation, cellular component: cytoplasm. Gene Ontology annotation, biological process: arginyl-tRNA aminoacylation.